AUGGCCGCCACCAGAGCUCGCACAGAACUCGCCGCAGCCGCAGCCUCAACCCCCAAAAAUGACACAUCCCUAGACUCUUCCCGCCAAGCGGCGCCCACCCCGGCUGAUGCCUCUACCGACAACACCCCGGCACGCCGCACCACCACUCGCACCCGCAAGCUCCCCAGCCGUCUCCUCCCUUCGCCUUCGCCUCCCCCCUCUCGCCCCACCUCGCUCUACAACGCAGCCAAGCAUGCAAAGGGAGGCAGAGACUCGGCAGACCCCACAGACGCCUCAUCCGCGCUCUCCUCCCCUACAUCCGCAUCCGCAGCACCCACUCCAAAGACGCGAAAGCCAAGGCCUCCCGACGUCGAAGACCCUCUCGCCGAUCCAGACACCUCCCUCGACACCUCCCAAGAUCUCGGCCCGGGCAAGCGCAAGCGUCGCCCUAGCAGCAUGUACAAGCCGCCUUCCACCUUGACCUCGGUCGAAACGCCUUCGCCUGCCACCAAUCUCGCCGCCACCGCCGCCGCCAAAGCAAAGAAGAAGGGCCGCAGCCAGAGCCCAGACACCUCGACUCAAACCACCACAGCCUCGGCCACCAAACUCAAGCGUCGCUUGUCCAAGGGCAAGUUCGAGUCCACCCCUUCGUCUCUGAACAAGACAGACGCCGCCCACAUCCACGCCGACGAUUCCGAAGCCGAGCUCGAGUCCAUCCGCCACUCGAGCGCCUCCAAGCGAGCCCGACUGGACGAUGCCGACGAUCUCGAUCUCUCGCCUCCUCCUCUGCUCCCACGCGACGGAUCCGCACGCGUGCGCAUGCCCACCCACUUCACGCAGCCCACCUUCAUCCGCGGCGGCCGUGUGAGCGUGUCGCCCGAAGCUUCCGCCAAGCGUCCCGUCACGUUUGGCAUUCGCGACUUCAACCGUCCUGCAUUCCAUCAUGCCGACGCAGUCUCGGGCGACCGCCACAAGACUCCUUAUUCCGCCAUGGCGGUCAAGCGCAGUGCUCCAGCCAAGCGUUCCGACAUCAUGUCGUCCUCGCCCAUCUCGGCUGGCGUGGCCAAGUUCGAGAGCGAACCCGGCGCACCGCUCACCUAUGUGCCUUUCCCAUGCGCUGCACGCAGCCUGGGCCGAUUCCACAUUAUGCGCGCCAACCCCUUCGCCCACGAGCAGAUGGACGUCGACGACGACGACGAAGAGGAAGACGACGACGAGAACGACUUCCACCAGGCCAUGCUCGACGCCGACUUUGACUUUUUCGAUUCGCAAAAGGCCGACGGCAACGCCACCAACAACCUCUGGAACGUCUCGCAGCGAGCCGCCACCGAGGAUGCCGCCGUCGAGGACGACGACACGCCCGCCACCACGCCGAGGAGCCCGCAGUCGGGGUGCGACCUGCCUUCGCCCGACAGCCCUCGCUGCAAGUCGGAAGACGAGGCUCAGCCGCUGCGCACCGACGACUCGGGCAUGGCGUUCAAUGCGGUGCGCGACUCGGUGUUUGUGCACGCGCUGCCCACGACGCAGGUGGGAGCGGACAAGGCGUGCCAGCACGCGGGCUCGCUCACGCUCUCGCUGCCCUACACGCCGGGCGUGGCGGUGUCUUCUCCGCAGCUGCGCGCCAGGGAGCUCGAGUUGGACGGAGGCGCUGGAGUGCGAGGCACGGGCGAUGCAUCGAGCCUCACGCAGACGGGCACGCCGGUGCUGCAGCGUCGCAAGCAUGCGGCGCUGGGCGGGGAUGGCGCGCACGCGCUUGCGCCGCUCAAGCUCGGGGCGGAGCUGAUGGAGCGAGGCUCGUCGCACUCGGCGACGUACAUGCAGCUGUCGCCGAUGAUCGAGAUGGACUCGCCUCUGCUCAGCCCGGGCCUCACGCUCGGCAUGCACGCCAUGCACGCCAAGGGCACCGACCUCCCGAGCCCCUUUAUCAUGGGUGUCGACUCGCUGCCUGAGCUCGAGCAUCCUGCUGCGCUCGAUUUGGCGGCUGCCGACGGCUCGACCACGCCCAAGACGUUCCAUCCCGAGGCGAUGGACGAUGCCGUGCUGCCCGCCGCGACGACUGUGAGCACUGCAGCCAGCCAGACGGUGGAGGCGCCCUCGGCACCCAAGCCGGAGCCCAAAGUGGCGCCUGCCAAGGUGGAGAAGCCGGCUGCGCGUCGGCCUGCACUGCCACCGCCUCGUCAGAUCCGAUUUACGACCCUGGACACGCCUAGCAACGAUGCGACUGCUGCCACCCUCCCUCGCGGCGCCCCCCAGCAGCAGCAGCAGCAGCAGCAGCAACAACAGGCGUCGACUUUGCAGCAGCAUGCAACGAGUGGCAAAGUGGAGCAAGCUACGCCGGAGCUGGUGCACUCGAGCUCGUCGUCGCCCGACUCUGGUUCGGAUUCGCCGAGCCCCGUGUCGCAGGCGGGAUCGAGUGGAUCGGGCGAGGCCGAGGUGGAAUCGCUCCUGUUCGGGCCUCCUGAAAAGCUGGAGCUGCACGAGCUCGACAGUGCCUGGAACGGAUCCAAGGCGGCAGCGCUGCGUCUGACCCAAGUGCGCCAUGUCGACGUCGGUGCCUCUCGCACGUAA
Messenger RNA from Moesziomyces antarcticus, 2547 nucleotides. RefSeq lists its product as uncharacterized. The transcript has a single exon. The record is from RefSeq and is a predicted model, not a curated record. Lineage: Eukaryota; Fungi; Basidiomycota; Ustilaginomycetes; Ustilaginales; Ustilaginaceae. The coding region runs from base 1 to 2547 and encodes 848 amino acids.